Paramisgurnus dabryanus is the source of this 2356-nucleotide messenger RNA. RefSeq names its product 5-hydroxytryptamine receptor 7. NCBI's taxonomy places the organism in Eukaryota, Metazoa, Chordata, Actinopteri, Cypriniformes, Cobitidae. The record is from RefSeq and is a predicted model, not a curated record. Gene Ontology annotation, biological process: smooth muscle contraction; vasoconstriction; circadian rhythm. Gene Ontology annotation, cellular component: plasma membrane. Gene Ontology annotation, molecular function: G protein-coupled serotonin receptor activity.
CAGUGAAGCUGUGAAGGUCGUAGUCAUAAUGACGUCCAAUGUCCGUGUGAGACGCACCGAUGGUUUAUUCACUCUCAAAAUAUCGAUACCGUGAUGUUCACGACACAUGGAGCCGAACUGGUUCUGGGUUCCAGAGAGACCGACGUUGCAUUUCUCAAUGGAUCGACUGAGUUUUCACCAACUAUAACCACAGAGGUGCCCAAAAGUAAUGAGUCUUGUGGAGAGCAGCAGACCCUGGACUUGGACUUGACUAAGAGCAUCAUCAUUGGUAUAAUGCUGAGCACCAUCACGGCGAUCACUGUCAUGGGUAACACUCUGGUUGUCAUCGCGGUUUGUGUUGUGAAAAAACUCAGACAGCCAUCAAACUAUUUACUGGUAUCUCUUGCCGUAGCAGAUCUGUCUGUAGCUGUAGUAGUGAUGCCUUUUGUGAUAGUGACUGACCUGACCGGAGGCGUCUGGCUGUUUGGAGAGGUUUUCUGCAAUAUUUUUAUUGGAAUGGAUGUCAUGUGCUGUACGGCAUCCAUAAUGACAUUAUGUGUGAUCAGUGUGGAUAGAUACCUUGGAAUCACUCAACCUUUGACUUACCCCGCGAGACAGAAUGGACAGCUGAUGGCCAAGAUGAUAGUGGGUGUCUGGUUAAUGUCGGCAUCCAUCACUUUACCUCCGUUCUGUGGCUGGGCUCAAAACAUCAACACGGCUGGUAUGUGUCUGAUCAGUCAGGAUGUGGGCUAUACGCUCUACUCCACAGCUGUGGCUUUCUACAUCCCAAUGGUGGUCAUGCUUUUCAUGUAUUACAAGAUUUUUAAAGCUGCCCGCAAAAGUGGCGCCAAACAUCACUUUACGGCCCUCACCCCAAUUCAGCUGGCGUGUCCUGGCCCGGCGUCAGAUGGGGUCGAGGGACUCUGCAUGAACGGGUUGAAGAACGCCACAGCGACCGAGCAGUUCUCCACCCUCUCCUGCCUGUUGAACCGCGAACGCCGGAGCGCCUCCAUAUUCAGACGGGAACAGAAGGCAGCCACCACUCUUGGGGUGAUCAUGGGCGUCUUUUCGUUCUGCUGGUUGCCGUUUUUCCUCUUCACUACAGCACGGCCGUUCAUCUGUGGACUGCUUUGCAACUGCGCCCCUGUCUGGCUGGAGCGGGUACUGCUGUGGUUGGGGUACACCAACUCGCUGAUGAACCCUUUCAUUUAUGCAUACUUUAAUCGAGACCUGCGUUCAACCUAUAAAGACCUGCUUCGAUGUCGCUACCGAAACAUCAACCGUCGACUUUCGGCUAUGGGAGUGCAUGAGGCUCUAAAACUUUAAAAUGGUCACGGUCACACCUUGCUUAAAGCUCAAAGUCUUCUCAGUAAAGGCCCUUUCUCAUGGCUCAUGUUGAUUACUCUAUGGAGCAUAAUGUCAACCACGAUUGCAUUAUGCGUGGUGUUGCAUUGUAUGCUGGUCAAGUGUUUUCAUGUGGAGUUCAAACAACUUUGGCAGUAACCAUCUGAUUCACUAUUUUGUGAACGGAGGUGAUGCGACAUAACUGAUGCUGGUAGGUCGCAUGACAACAUGGUGAAUGCAGUAUCGUUAAUGAAGGAUAGAUAAGUAGACGGUUUCAUCUGACGCAGGUGCGUUGUCACGGUUAGAUCCCUGGCCCUGAGUUGACUUAGGGUAUGUGUUUGUUUAUCAGUCUGGCUAGUGGUUAAACCGACCACUGGAACAAAUACCUUGUUGAAAAUAAAAAGUUUUUUUAAAGAUGAGGAGGGACGGCAAACAUGGAUCAUGUACUGUACGAAGAGAGGUUUGGCAGCCAGACAAAAAAAUGCAAAGAUCUGCACUGUAAAAAAAUUCUGUAUAAAUUACAGUAUUACUGGGUAUUACUGGCAACUAGCUGCCAGUAACUUACUGUAGAUUUUACAUUUAUGUUAUUUACUGGCUACAGUUUGUUUAAAGUUAAAUGAACAUGAAAAUUUUUUAGUCUUUAUCUUCUACAGUAAGUUACUGGCAACCAGCUGCAUAAUUACAGCUAAUUUUUUACAGUGUAGCUAUACAUUAAUUUUACACAGUAACGUUCGCUCAGUGUAGUAGUCGAUACGCUUUAGUUAUGAUUUGAACUAAAGUAAUUUACUAUGCUUGUUUUCAGAAAUAAUCUACUCUAGGGGGACUCUGUUGUUAUUGAUUCUUUGUGGAAGUCUAACGGAAGUUGACAAAGAAUGCAUUGAAAUAAUAUUUUAAAUUGUUCUCUGAAAUCUACAUAGUUUGUUAUGUGAGUUUAUCAAACAGACAGUUCACCCAAAAAUGAAAUUCUGUCAUCAUUUACUCACUGUCAUGUGAUUACAAACCUGCAUAAAUUUAUUUGUUUUGAUGAUUUUUA